Messenger RNA from Darwinula stevensoni, 1176 nucleotides. The record is from the annotation of a GenBank genome assembly. Lineage: Eukaryota; Metazoa; Arthropoda; Ostracoda; Podocopida; Darwinulidae.
AUGACCAACAGACAGUUGUUUUUCCAACAUAUAGCACAGACCUCCACAGCCCCUAUGGCACUCGAAAUAGCGCGUGCCGAGGGGCUGUACCUUUAUGACACUACCGGCAAGGCGUAUUUCGACCUCAUAUCGGGCAUAGGCGUGAGCGUACUUGGGCAUAGGCACGAGGCAGUACAACACGCUGUGCAACAGCAACUUGAUCGCUAUUGGCACACACUCGUCUAUGGCGAAAUGAUACUCCAGCCCCAAGUGGCACUCGCUACCUUACUGGCAGAAAAAACCAACCACCAGCUCGAUGCAGUUUUCUUCACCAAUAGUGGCUCCGAAGCUACCGAAGGCGCCAUGAAACUCGCCAAAAGAUACACAGGAAGAGCCAAGAUAUUCGCUUGUCCCCAUGCCUACCACGGCAGCACACAAGGCGCAGCCAGCCUCAUGUCGCCCACCUUCUUUACUGAUGCUUAUCGACCCUUACUGCCCAAUAUCCACCAUAUUAGAUACAACAACUUAGCCGACCUUGACGCCAUAGAUGAAUCCACUGCCUGCGUCAUAGUGGAGACCGUACAAGCCGAAUCGGGGCUCCACAGCCCCAAUGCACCUUGGAUACAAGCCUUGCGCGCACGAUGCACACAAGUGGGCGCACUGCUCAUACUCGAUGAGAUACAGGCUGCCUACGGGCGCACAGGCAAGCUCUUCGCCUAUGAGCAUUACGGCAUCGUGCCCGAUGUGUUGCUGCUUGCCAAAGGUUUUGGUGGAGGCAUGCCUAUAGGUGCAUUUCUCGCCUCAAAAAAGGUGAUGGAUGUGCUCUCUUAUGCCCCUCCGCUAGGCAAUAUCACUACCUUCGGUGGUCAUCCGGUGUGCGCUGCGGCGGCAUUGGCUACCUUACAGACAAUCCUCGCCUCCAACCUCAUUGCACAAGUGCCCGUUAAAGAAAAGCUUUUCCUUGAGCUUAUGGUACAUCCCGAAAUAAAAGAGGUGCGUAGCGCCGGACUUUGGCUGGCGGUGGAGCUCCACGGCGGAUUCCCCAAGGUGCUCGAUGUCAUCAAAAAAUGCUUGGAACGCGGCAUUAUCACCGAUUGGUUUCUAUUCAAUGAUUGUAGCUUGCGCAUUGCACCACCGCUCACGAUUGAGGAGGCGGAUAUUCGGUGGGUGUGCGGGGAAAUAUUGGCGUGUAUGUGA